GCCGCUGGCAGUACCUGCUAGCUAUACCUGUGCUCCCAACCGUCCUACUCUCAUACUUCUACUCCGUGCAGCUACUUCAAUCAUAGACUCCGCUGAAUGUUUUGUCUUUCCUCCCACUGCCAGAGAUCCGCUCGUUCGCUUGCUCUGUCCUGUCCGCAUACCACUGUCCGUUGUCAUGACGCCCGGGCAUUUUCCGCCACGCCCACUUCCCAGUCUGGCUUUCGCCACGCUCCUUCGUCAUGGCGGAUGACGCGCCCCGUUACCGUGGCGAGCUCCAAGAAAAGCUUGUCUGCGCCAUGGCCAAAUCUCGUCUCUCAUACCUCUACUCAUCGUAUGCGCCUUGGUAGACUGCAUUCCGCUGCCCGAUUAUCGAAGCUCGCAGGAUCGACAAUUCCAAACCCAUACUCAUCCGUUAGAUUAUUCUCGUCUGGGGCAGUGUGUGGCGCGAUGAAGGCCGAAGAUUCGAAUGCUAGUGUUGGUGUCAUAGGCGCUAAAGACGCAUCGGUUCAGGACAAUCGUCAGAGUGAGGUCCCUCCCGGCAUGCCGGCGCAGGAUGGCUCGUUAGACCCGGAGUCCGAGGAGGAUGUGCCCCUCGAGCCAGAGGAGCUGCAGGAUGCUUUGACUCGGCCUCCGCCGGUCAACAGUAGCUAUCUACCGCUUCCUUGGAAUGGACGGUUAGGAUAUGCUUGUUUGAAUACGUAUCUACGGUACUCCAAUCCUUCGGUAUUCUGUUCACGAACCUGCCGUAUUGCUUCGAUCCUCGAAAACCGCCAUCCGCUGCAAGAUCCCUCACAGCCGCCUCAUUCAACCAAGAACCGCCCUGACCGGGAACAACCUCCAGAUGUCGCCCGUGGCCAGGCCUAUGUGGAGUCCAUAGGUCUCGCCAAUGCUCGCGAUCUCACCAAGAUACUCGAGUGGAACGAUAAAUAUGGCAUCAAGUUCAUGCGCUUGAGCAGUGAGAUGUUUCCUUUUGCCAGUCAUAAGGAAUAUGGGUACAAAUUGGAACCAUUUGCUGCAGAUGUCAUGGCCGAAAUAGGUCGAGUCGUAGCCGAGCUGGGCCACCGCGUCACGGUCCAUCCUGGUCAAUUCACCCAGCUGGGCUCUCCAAGAAAGGAGGUUACAGAAAACUCAUUUCGCGAUUUGGAAUAUCAUUCCGAAAUGCUACGGCUUCUGAAGUUGCCGCCACAGCAGGAUCGUGAUGCAGUCAUGAUCCUCCAUAUGGGCGGUGUGUUUGGUGACAAGGAGGCGACUUUAGACCGGUUUCGAGAAAGCUACGCCAAUUUGUCGCAGGACAUCAAGAAUCGACUGGUUCUUGAGAAUGAUGACGUGAGCUGGUCGGUCCAUGAUCUGCUCCCUAUAUGUGAAGAGCUCAACAUCCCGCUUGUCCUGGAUUUCCACCAUCACAAUAUUGUCUUCGACUCGGACCAGCUUCGCGAAGGUACGCUGGAUAUCAUGGGUCUCUACGAUCGCAUCAAGGCGACUUGGACGCGCAAAGAUAUCACGCAAAAGAUGCAUUACUCAGAACCCACUCCAGGUGCAAUCACAGGUCGCCAACGACGGAAGCACAGUCCUCGUGUUGCUACUCUUCCCCCAUGUGAUUCGACAAUGGACUUGAUGAUCGAAGCCAAGGAUAAGGAGCAGGCCGUUUUUGAAUUGAUGAGGACAUUUAAACUGCCAGGUCAUGAUCUAGUCAACAAUAUCAUCCCUUACAUCCGGACAGACGAGAACAAACCGUUCAAGCCACCCCAACGGUCUCCUAAAAGGAAUGGAUUUGUCAAUCUGGAAGCUUUGGUUCCUCCAGAGCGUACCUUUCCUGAAGAGGAAGUAGGCAUGGGUGGCCCUGAGCGAAGAGUAUAUUGGCCUCCUGGGAUGGAAGAGUGGCUUCGACCAAAGAAGGUUAUUCGAACCAAGGCAGCCCAGACUGGGACCGAGAGGCAAAACAACAAAAAAGCAGCCGAAAAUGGUGCAGCUGAGACUGCUGCGGCUGAGGCUACUACGCCGGAAACGCCACCAACACGCAAGACCACGGCACGGGUCAAGCGUACGGCUAGUGUGAAGAAAACAACUACAACCAGGAAACGCAAGGCUUCGGAGACGCCUGUGUCGACGCCAUCAGAGUCGAAUGAUGAGGCUGCGGAACCAGUUGAAUCAACCGCACUUACUGCAUCGCGAAAAGGCCGUCGAAGUGGACGGGCGAAGAAGGUCAAUUACGCGGAGGAAAGUGAGGCAGGUUGAUCGUGGUGGAUGUCAGACAUUAGACCUUGUCUUUGCAGGGCAUCGGUUUGUUAGUCGACACACUUGUCUCUUCUGAGGAUGACAUAGGACCUGCCAACGUGCAACUCCACCACAACACCAUCGCUUGCCGAGAAGCUAUCAUUUAGUCCAGCUCUCGGGGUUCUUCAGUUCCCCGGAUGCGAAUAACAUUACGUUCGGCCGUUGAGUCUAGGAUAUAUUCCUGUCUCAUUCGAAUAUCAUUUCCGGACAGCGAUUUCUGAUCCGAGGCAACUCUGUUAUUUACUCGCAGCCAGCUGCAGCUUAUAUAGAGCAUAUAUCAUAAAUAUGCACAGGAUUUUGUAAUUCAAAUUUUCACUUGGUAG
Aspergillus ruber CBS 135680 is the source of this 2597-nucleotide messenger RNA. Its product is annotated as UV-endonuclease UVE-1. The record is from RefSeq and is a predicted model, not a curated record. Gene Ontology annotation, molecular function: endonuclease activity. Gene Ontology annotation, biological process: mitochondrial DNA repair; nucleotide-excision repair; response to UV. Gene Ontology annotation, cellular component: mitochondrion; nucleus. The transcript has 2 exons. Lineage: Eukaryota; Fungi; Ascomycota; Eurotiomycetes; Eurotiales; Aspergillaceae. The coding region runs from base 97 to 2235 and encodes 712 amino acids.